This is a messenger RNA of Scylla paramamosain (green mud crab), 2796 nucleotides long. RefSeq lists its product as uncharacterized. Bases 1451 to 1864 code for a protein of 137 amino acids. The transcript is spliced from 11 exons. The record is from RefSeq and is a predicted model, not a curated record. Lineage: Eukaryota; Metazoa; Arthropoda; Malacostraca; Decapoda; Portunidae.
GGUGCCAGCCCAACAGUCUCCGCUGCUGGCCCUGGGCGUCAACACCUUUGACCUGCUGACCCAGCUGGCGAGGGGGGGCGUACACCCCUCACUACAGCCUGCAGUCACCCGCCUCACUUGUGCCUUCCUGAAGGAGGCAGGGCAGCCACCAAGCCUGUGGUUGGCUCACAGGAAGCCCCCAGAGCAUAAAAAUGAUGAUGCAGGGGCAUCAUUGCAGCCCUAGAGAGGAAGAGGAACAUGGCUGAAGACUUGGUUAAAAGAUUAGUCAAAUAUAGGAUUGAAACAGAUCUUUAAAGUGUUCACAGCAAUUCGGCUUUCAUUUGUAAACAAAGAGCAGACAGCUAGGAAGAUGACACCAGCAGCGGCAGGCGGCGACAGGCGGUGUGACAUCGGAGGUGUGACAUGUGCUGCGUGUCACGCAACCAAACUCAAGUGGAACAUGCACUGUUACAUGUACCAGAUUAUCGGACACGCCUAACAAGUGUGGCGCCAUUCGUAAGGCAACAAAACUGCUUGUCUUGAAAGAAAGUCCAGUGACAGAGACAACCUUGGCCAGUGUUGUGUUCGCUUCCUGACAGGGCGGGGAUUGUGACCAGGAAUUUGUCCAGCUUCCUCUUUGCUUUGGAAAGUGCAUUCCUGGCUGAGUGUGGUGCGUGUGCCUGCUACUCGUGUGGUGGUGCUGCUGCUGCGUGAAGCCUCUGCCGUGGGAACCCACCACAAAUAGCUAAUGGAUUCUGUAUGAUGGGAUUAGCAGCAGACAGAAUUCCAGUGAUGUAUUAACAUGCCUAGGGCCCAAUCUCCCCUGCAGGCUUCAGUGAGGAGCAGUUCAGCUACUUCAAUCCCUCAAAAGGCAAUUAGGUGUUCUUGGUGAAUGAGGAGGAGGAGAUUGAAUGCAGAGUGAUUGCCUACAUGACCACCAAGGAUAGGAUUGCCUGCGCCAGUGGGUGAAUUGUGGCAGUGCAGUGCAGACUCCAAGGCUCCCCAAGUGUACAGCAUUGUUGUGUGUGUGGAUGGGGUGUGUGUGCCAGACCCCUCACACUCUGUAUUGUAUGGCUGGGCAAGGUCACCUACCAUUGAGACAGUAGCUCCUCAUUGGUCAUUGCCAGGCUCUCUUUUCGAUCUUCAUGGCAGUUUCCACAACAGCAAACACUGCAAGCUUGACCACUGAUUUUGUCUCCAAUGAAGCUAAGAGUGGGAGUGUUCUUACCAAGGCCUUUGUUGGAGGCGUCCCCUGUGAUAUAGUGGACGACAACCUGGAGCUCUGUGACACGCUGACAAGGGAGAAGGUUACUUGUCGCUCCAAGGGUAAGCUGGUCGGCCCCAUGAAUGCCACUGUCUGCGUUACUGGAAGAGGCGCGUCUGAAGUGACCAAGAUAGGAAUGUACGUGGACUCCCAGGACAGGCUGUACCAGUUCCUCACAUAUGCUGCUUGACACAGACGAGUGCAGCAAUGGUCCUGCAGCAGCCCAGCAUAGUGCAGGCCAGACAGCCCACUGCCAUCACUGUUCACUUUGUUGACAAGGGCUCUGGCUUGGUGCUUAAUGGCCUGGCUUUCAAGGGCCAGACAUUUGUGGGCAAACUGCUGGCAAAGACUGCUGAGGGACACUUUGAGGUUAUCCAGAGCACAAGGAUGGCCAAGGAAAUCCUUCUCAAAUACCCAGAGAUCCUCCAUGCCGCUCACCCCUUCUUCCUCUCCCUCAAGUUUGUGGGUGCUGGUGGCUCUCUCCUGGAUGGAGCAGUUUUUGUGGAUCAAAAGAUAUUGAUUGAGAUACUGGGGAGGGAUGUGAGUGCAUGCCCAAGGAGAAGGCCCAGAUCUUUAAGAGGAUCUAUUUACCCAAGAACAACUUGUCAACAAUUCCUGUAGAUGUCAUCAUCAGUGAGGUCAGUGUUAGAUACCAACUUGCUGCUCAGGAGUCUGUUGUACCUGCUGGCUGGCAUUUCCACUUUGUCUCUCCUGGUAACCAAUUCUGUAUGUGUAUGUGUAUCUAUUAAUUUAUUUCUGUGUGUAUUAUGUCUGUCUAUCUGUGUGAAUGUGGAGAGUUUGGGGUGAAUGUCGCUUGAUACCUGAUGGGGAUGGAUUGCUGUGUGCCUCUCAGUGAAGCAGCCUGUCAGUCCAGAUGGCAUUUGACAGCUGUUUCUCACUCCACAUAUUUACACGAAGGUGCUGACAGAUUAGCAGCAGGAGUGGGAACUGCAGUGGCUGUAACUCAUAUGACUUCACUGGUACCAAUCCAGACCACCUGGCUUCCCCAGGGACAGGCUUGUGUCACCCUGAUCUUACCUCUACCUAUACAUCUACCACUGCACUACAUUUGGAAUCUGGUUGAGUACAUGUACUCAGACCCGAGCCUGAUGUGUGUGUGUGUGUGUGUGUCUUUGUCUAUCUGUUGAAAUCAAGUCACUGUUGUGUCUUGGAGGGAAUAAGAGUGUGUAUGUGACUAUCUAUUUCUGUCUUUAUCCAUCUAUCUAUGGAGGGAAUAAAAGUGUGUAUGUGACUAUCUAUUUCUGUCUUUAUCCAUUUAUCUAUCUAUCUAUCUAUUUGUGUUUAAAUAAAGUUGUUGGUAGCAUCUGAGGGAAUAAGAGGAGUGUGAGCUCAGUAUGAUGUGCAAGGAGUUUAUGGAUGUUUUAACAUUUUGUAAUAUAGUAUUUAUUAGUGUGCAUAUCUUUUUUUGCAUGCAAGAUUUUAAUACCUUACUUUACCAUUUUGUCUGCAUCUAACAUACAGUGUCUCUCUCUCUCUCUCUCUCUCUCUCUCUCUCUCUCUCUCUCUCUCUCUCUCUCUCUCUCUCUCUCUCU